This is a messenger RNA of Aquila chrysaetos chrysaetos, 6538 nucleotides long. RefSeq names its product nuclear FMR1 interacting protein 2 (gene NUFIP2). NCBI's taxonomy places the organism in Eukaryota, Metazoa, Chordata, Aves, Accipitriformes, Accipitridae. The coding region runs from base 635 to 2224 and encodes 529 amino acids. Gene Ontology annotation, cellular component: nucleoplasm; cytoplasmic stress granule. The transcript has 5 exons. Gene Ontology annotation, molecular function: RNA binding. The record is from RefSeq and is a predicted model, not a curated record.
GGGGGCAGGUGGGAGCUUGUUUGGGGGCAGGUGUGGCAAGGAGGGUGGGUUUGGGACAGGCCAGCUGGGGGUGAGGAUACCCGGCUGAGUGGAGCUGCCUUGCUGGUAGGGAGCAGCCUAGCUACAGGCGAUAAUCCCAGGAGGUGGUAGGUGUCUGCUUGAGCUAACUCUUGUGCAACUGGCCUGACCAAAUGGGUGCGUUUCAGACUGUCUGCCCUUGGCCGAACUGUAUCCGGUUUAUGGCCAGAAGAGGGGGGGGGGGGAAAUAAUCUCAUGGGCCAAGCACAUGGCCUCCCGAGCUGUAGUCUUGGCUUUCAGUGGUGGGUUUUCAACUUGAUUACAGCUGGAGGAAUUCUAAACAGUCCACCUCUUCUUGUCAUGGUGUUUAAGUGUAUUGUGCUCCUGUCUGAACAGAGGAAAUCACUGAGGCUACGGAGAGCUAAAUGGUAACGCAGGAGAAAGAGAAGUGUCAUUAAAGGGCCUGUGCUCUGAUGAAACCACCACCCCAGGAUCCAGGGUACCCAAUGGCAGCCAGCAGCUUGUAGACACCAACGUGACCCCAAAGCAGACUGUGAAGGCCAGUGCUUUGGGGAAAGCUGGAAUCAAAACCAAGAACUUCAUUCAGAAAAAUAGCAUGGACAAAAAGAAUGAGAAGUCCUAUGAAAAUAAACUUAGAGAAAGCCAGUCCUCAGACAAGCCAGAAGGAGUGUCUAUUCCAAAUGGUGUGGUAACCAAUAAUUCUAGCUACAUCACAAAUGGCUACGUAGGCAAAGGGGCCGAUAACGAUGGUAGCGGCUCUGAGAGUGGAUAUACUACGCCUAAAAAACGGAAAGGCAGGCGCAACAGUGCCAAGGGUUGUGAGAACUUGAAUCUAGUACAGGACAAAAUAAUGCAACAGGAGGUCAGUGCACCAACCUUAAAACAGGAACUUGAGAGUUUCAAGCCUGAUUAUAGUGAACAGAAGGGGAACCGAAUUGAAAAUACUAAGCCUGUUUGGAAAUAUGAGGCUGGGGCUGGUGGAGCAGGCCGGGGAAAGCCUGGGCUUGGGGAUGUACAGCGAAAAAACUCUGAUGCCAAACCUGGGAUUAGCAGCAAGAAGUUUGAUGACCGGCCCAAAGGGAAACAUGCCUCGUCGGCUACAUCUAAAGAGGACUCAUGGACCUUAUUUAAACCACCCCCAGUUUUUCCAGUGGACAAUAGCAGUGCUAAAAUUGUUCCCAAAAUAAGUUAUGCAAGUAAAGUUAAAGAAAACCUCAACAAAGCAGCUCAAACCCCAUCCACGUCGUCUUCGUCAUCUUCGUCAUCUGCUGGGGAAACUCAGGCCCAAACAUCAAGUCGACUGUCCCAAGUCCCUAUGUCCGCUAUGAAAUCUGUUACUUCUGCUAGCUUCUCAAAUGGGCCAAUUCUAGCAGGGACUGAUGGAAGUGUGUAUUCUCCAGGGACCCAGCCACUGCUCUCAACUGCUGCUAGUACUGUACCAUCAACCUCCUCCGAGUCAGUACCCCAGGACAUGAGUACAACUUCAACAGCUCUCGAACAAAAGAAAUCUAGCCUUUUUAUCUACCCUUCAAAUAUGCAAACUGUGCUUCUGGGUACAGCGCAAGUCGAUUUCCCGUCGCAGACGAAUCAGCAGAACCUGGGAGAUAUCUUCCAGAAUCAGUGGGGCUUGUCUUUCAUAAACGAGCCCAGCGCUGGACCUGAAACUGUUGUGGGGAAAUCUGCAGAUAAUCAGUUAAUGGAAGUGACAUUUCAAGGGGAAUAUCCUGCCACUUUGGUUUCACAGUGUGCUGAAAUCAUUCCCUCAGGAACUGAACAACCUGUGUUUCCUAAGGCUUAUGAGCUGGAUAAACGGACUAGCCCUCAAAUUCUUAGUGCUAUUCUUAAGCCUGGGACUGCUGUUGAGGGUGGUGUCUUAGCUUUGGAGUCGCAUCACACAGGUGACCUACAAAAGGCAGACACCGGUAGCCAAGGUGCUUUAGUGUUUCUUUCAAAAGACUAUGAAAUAGAGAAUCCUCUGGCCUCUCCUACGAACAAUUUGCUAGCCUCCGCCAAAGAACAGAGGUACCAGAGAGGCCUAGAAAGGAAAGAUAGCUGGGGUUCUUUUGACCUGAGGGCUGCUAUUAUGUAUCACACUAAAGAAAUGGAAUCGGUUUGGAAUUUGCAGAAGCAAGAUCCCAAAAGGAUAAUCACUUACGAUGAAGCCAUGGAUCGCCCGGAUCAAUGAAGGUAGCAAGACGAGACUGCCUGUUAUAACCUUUCUGCAGCAUUUGUGCUGUUCGUGGGGGACAAAAGGCUUUUAUGCUCCUUCUAAAUCUUCAGUGCAGCAGAGGAACCAUAACUAGAAUCACAGGAUAAUAUAUACAAAUAUAUAUAUAGUUAUUUAAAAAUGGCAACUGAAAGUAAUUAGACUUCUUAAGGAAUCUGAAAAUUUAUUUCAACGAGACUACACACGUGAUUAUUUAAUCUCCGGUACUGAAUAGAUUUUUUUCGUUUUUUUGUUUUGUUUUUGUUUAAAGAGUGAAUGCAAGUGAUUAACGAAUACAGACUCAAUUUACAAGCCCGGUUCUAAAGUUCCUGCUGUCGUCUACAUGGGCAACAGCAACCCACUGGAGAGGCAUUUCCACUUGACAAGGUUUCUGUUUCUUGUUCUGUGACUGUAGUGACACACUAAUCACAGGGAAAUCAGGAUGAUUCACCAUCCUUCCAUCUCCGCUUUCCCUUCCACCUUCCCUAUUUGUUUUUUGGUUUUUUUUUUUUUUCUGUUCUGUUUUCCACUGAAUGCUGGAGAAACACCUUGAAGUUUGCAGAGUUUCUUUUUUUUUUCCAGAGAAUUAUAAUCCGCAUGUUUUGCCAGGAGUAAAGCAGCAAUCCUAUGCUGGGGAUGUUGUCUUAAAGCAUCAUUCUUCUGGGGGAAAGAUGGUAAUACUGCAGUUCUAGGAUGCAUGGUGAAGUCACACAGUUGACCUGGCUCCGGUUACAUGUUGGACUAUUGCAACUGAAGAGUUAUUUCAUUUUAAAAGACAACAUGCAAAAAUAAGCAAUCUGUUUAGGCAUUUAAUAUGGAAAAAAAAAAAAAAACAACAAAAAAACCACUGUUCCCACAGUUUAAUGCCAUUGUAUUACUGGGAGCAAAAAAAAAAAAAAAAAAAAGUAUCUUCUGCUUUCAACUGUAGGUGCUUCAUAUUUGCUCUGUCUGUCUCCUAACACUAAAUGUGCCGGAUUUUUUUCCCAUUUUCAUUGGAAAACUGAAGAGGAAUUGAGUUCUGCUAACUUUCACCCUUCUUGAAUUAUUUUUUUUCUCUUAAAAAUUUUUUUUUUCAAAAGAAAAAAAAAAGGAAAAAAGAAAAAAAAAAAAGAAAAAUGGGAAUUUGAAUCCUUUUCAAUUUGUCCAUAGAAUGCCAAUGGCUGGGCUUCCCGCACCUGCCCAUUGGAAAUGCUCUUUUAUAUUUUAAUGCAGUCUGUGUAUUUCUGGGCUCUGCUUCUAAUUAUCUCUUAAUAAAAAUAUAUUUUAUUACAAAAAUGGAGGGCUUAGGAAUGAAAAUAAAAAUUUAAAAAUGAAAAAAAAAAAAAAUCCCAAGGAAAGGAAAGCUUCCUAGCAGUGGUAGAGAAGGCUGAGCAGACUGCAGGCUCCAGCUGUGUAACCCGCUCUGUCCCAUUGCAGCUUGUUUAGCGCGUCCAAAUCAUCUUGGGGUUGGGUAGUUUUUCUGGGUUUUUUAAAAGGUGGAAAGUUCACAGGGUCCAGUGCAAGAGCAAGCAAUGAGUGAAGCAAAAAUGGGUUUUCUGACCUACCCAAGUUCCGUACAUACCCAAUGCUCAUUGUGGGUGUUUGUGGCCAAAUGUUGGCUCAUGUAUAUCUGGGUAUCGAGGUCAGCAGCAGCUGGUGUUUCCUAAAAUUUGACUGGAUCCUACGGGGCAUUACAGGAAGCAGAUAAGCCCAAAACUUUUGCCUACCCCUUGUGCUUAGAUUUAUCCACUUUUUUCUUUUUUUUUUUUUUGUUUUUGUUAACUAGGAGUAUGUAGCAUGCGUUUUUUAAUUGUUUUUAUUCUUUUAAUAAGAUUGUUCCUGAAUGAGACGCUUAGGUUCAUGGUGGGACAAUGAAACUUAAUUCUGUACCUUUUGUAAGAUUACUAGCUUUCUGCCACACUUAGUUUUAAAAGUUUGACUAUGGAUUGCCUACUCCAUUUUAUGUAUAAAAUACUAUAUAGUAUAAUACCGUAGUGUAAUACUAUAUAGUAAUCAUGUAUUGUAUCAGUCCAGGUUCAGAAAUGUGUGGUUGGCCAGUCGCAAAUAGUUCUGUUUCACCUAUAAACUGUACCAGCUUUACAGGUGUGUGUAACUUUCAGAUGUAUAACAUGUUUACAGAUGUGUCCGACAUCUAGUCCUCUGACGUUCCUAUUUUUAAUUCUGUUGAGUCUCCCAACUGCUUGCCAAAAGUCGGAAUCGCCUCCAGCUCUGCUGCGGAAGAGCUGGGGCGUUCCUGAGCUUUAAAGUGUUGAACAAACUGGAUGGUGGGACUGGGAAAAUUAAGGUGGAAGAAAUCUUUUGGUUUGUUUUUUUUUUUUUAAUUAUUUUCAAAAAGUUGAAGGCUAAUAGCAAAGUUUCCAGUUUGUUUUACUGGCUUUAAGGCUCUGCUGUGUAUUUAUUUGCCUUGUGUAGUCACUUGUCGCCUUAAGGGCUGGGUUCCAUUAAAAAAAAAAAAAAAGAAAAAAAAAAAAAAGAAAAAAAAAAAAAGACAAAAACAAACCCUGUUUUGCUUACCUGGGGUCUGCGCUGUCCUGGUACCCCCGCCCCCAGAUUUGCUCUCGGGGCUGGCACGAUGCAGAAGCGGAACAGCAAUAACCCAUGCUGAAUCUGACCCUGCGCGUUUAGAGAGAUCCGAGUCUUGCUGAAUAUUUGAGGACGCUCAUCUUGGCCUAGUCCAGUCUAUCUUCUAAAUAGCGAAAGAAGUGCUGAAAGAAACACAGUUCAAGUGAUGGGUUGGGUUGGUUUUUUCCCCGAUGUUCGUCCCUGCUGCUUUGCCUCGCUGCGCAUGGUCCCUUGCCGGCAGGACCCAUCCAGAAACACCCUCUGCAGCUUCUCUGCUGUAUUUCUGACCAUCCUGUCUUCAAAUGUCUGUCUGUCUGUCUCCAUGAGCUCCACGGCGUGUGCUCAGCGCUGAGCGGUUAGGAAAUUCUCUCUCUGAGCUCCUGUAGCUCCGGCUCACUGGUGCAGGCGGUAUUUCUGGGAUAGACUAUUGCCUAGAGCCAGGCAGGACCGUGGAAGAAACUUCCUCGUGCUGUCGUGUAACUCGCCCUGUCGCUGUCUGCAGUCCUCCCGAAGUCCUCACACAAUUCUUUACUGAGCACUUAUUAAAAAUUAAGAUUUAAUCUGUUUUCUGAUUAUUUUUUGUGUAAACUUAUAAAAAAAAAGGAAAAAAAAAGAAAAAAAAACUGAAAUUGAGCUGUGACUAAUUUAGCACAUUUAAAUAAUGCUAAGGUGUUACUGAUAAGUCUCAUGUUUUGUUUGUUUUUGUUUGACUCAGAGUAUUAGUACUGUAGCAUAAACCAAAUACAGCCCGGGAAGGGGUGCAGCCGCCUUCUCUCCCGGGUCUGCACCCAAGGGUGUCUGUGCGUGCGGGGGGGUGGGGUAGGGGGCAUCUUACUUGUGUAAGGAGAGCGAGCGUGUAUUUAUUUGUGCCAUUGUUUUCAUUACACUGAGUAAAGUAAGUUUUAAAACAAAACCCCUUAAAUAUGUGUAGUAUCAGAAAGUGGCACUAAGGGUGAGAUCAUGACCUAUUUUUUUAUUAGCUCUGAAGAUACUAAUUCAGGUUAAGGCUUCUCUCCCAUUUCUGUUCCCGUCGUGGGUCCGACGAGUCCCUUUUCUCCGGUUCUCUUGCCGAGGCUGUCUGUUUGGAGUAAGGAUUCCUGCACGGGCAGGGGCCGUCUCCUUUCUCCUCUGGUCUUUCCGCACCGCUCCUCCUCUGCCGGCAGGUCCUGUCGGGUGUCUCUUGUCCAGGGCCUCGCGUAACGGAGGCUGGAGUGCAUACCGCCGGCCAGAUCCAGCACGGGAUCUGCUUUCUCUUUGGUGGAUCAGGGAGUGUUUUGUCCGUUCCAAGAGAUGAUUUAAAAGCUGCUCCGUGCUCCCGUCUCUGGUGAGGGUGGUUUGGGGACCUUCAGCCUUUCCGCUCCCUCCCACUCCACCUGUCUGGUGGAUUGGCAACGCGAUGGCUUUCAAGGUUUGGUUGGAGUUUGGUUUUGGUUUAAACCCACCUUGGUUAUCCGUGAAACCUGUUUUCGUUGUUAGAAAUCUCUCGUCUCUUUGACAACGUGGGUAGCUCCAGGGCGUGGAUUCUGUCGCUAACCCACUUCAAACCGUUGCCCUUUCUGAACUGUAAAUCCCGCUGUUUGCCUUUCACAGCUGCUGUGAACUUCUUUGAAAUAUGGGGAAAAAACCCAAAUCUCAUUAGAUUGCGAGUAUGCCAGCUAUUUGGCGGCUGGGAGCGGGUGACGGGGUGAACCAGCUAGCUAAAUCAAAAGGAAAAUCGCUUCCUGCUGGGGG